This is a messenger RNA of Paraphaeosphaeria sporulosa, 3149 nucleotides long. RefSeq lists its product as uncharacterized. Gene Ontology annotation, cellular component: membrane. Bases 423 to 3029 code for a protein of 868 amino acids. Lineage: Eukaryota; Fungi; Ascomycota; Dothideomycetes; Pleosporales; Didymosphaeriaceae. Gene Ontology annotation, biological process: transmembrane transport. The transcript has a single exon. The record is from RefSeq and is a predicted model, not a curated record. Gene Ontology annotation, molecular function: ATP hydrolysis activity; ABC-type transporter activity; ATP binding.
CACGCACGGUGGAAUGCCUGGACGCACGUUGUCGCAAACCCUUCAGCAAUUUAAGUAUAUCCAGCUCAUGCCGCCUUAUAUCGCCCUCGCCUAUGGUGUAGUCCUGUCGACCAUCCUCGCGUAGCAUUUGUCGCUUUCGCCGAGAGAAUAAGGUGCGCCACAGCAGCUGUGAUCAACUGCUGCGCCUCUCUCUCCACAAGCCGAAGAAACUAGUCUAGUGCAAUAGCUGGACCCCAGGUUCCCGCAAGUGACGGUAAACACCGGCCUCUUGUGAAAUAAAGGCUUCAUCGCGAUUGCGAACAGGCUCAACGUCUUUCAGUUUCCUUGCAUCGUCGGCAGCAGUUGGUGUGACCGCAUGAAGGUCCCUGCGUGGAAAGAAUUUGGCCAUCAACAAGAGAAGCGUUUGCGACAAACCAAGCGCAAUGGCGAACCCAAGAGGUAGCGUCGCUCAAUAUUCCGCGAUGGUACUGCUGGAUUACAUGCAGGCACCCUCGGUGGGUCUCUACUUCCUUGCCGCGACGGCGUUCGGCAUGUGCGUGCUGCAAAAGUCGAAGCCAAUCUCACGGAAACGCCGGCGCCUCACAAUCACAAUAGCAUUCACUCUACUGGUGGGCUACGUCGCAGAGCUUAUCUACUACUUGAGCCGAUCAAUUGCGGACUUGCAAUAUACCGCUCCGCAACACGCAGCUAUCCGAUGCUUAGGAUCAGUAUUGGUCUGGAUUCCCCUCAGCUCAUCUAUCGUCACCAGCAAAACAUUUAUCUGGCACCCAUACUUUGGAAGUUUCGUUGUCCAGUUCGUAUUUGAGGCGAUAACCUGCCUGCUUCGUGGGUUUUCUCUACCGCUCGAUGAUCGAUAUAGCAACAUCCCACUCAGCAUCAGCGCAGCGAGAGCAUUCGUUUCUUUCGUCCUCCUGGUAGAUUCAUUCUUAAUCUUGAUAUCAGUAAAAGGCGAAAGAGGGACGGAUGAGGAAGAGCAGUCCCUACUGGGAACGCAAGCGAAUGGAUCCACUACAGCAAACGGAUCGACACAAGCGAAUGGGAGCGCGGGAUACGGUUCGAUCGAACAGGCAGUACCAGACGACAGUGACGAAGACGAAUCCCCGGCUACUGAUAAAGAAAUCAAAGAGCAGCAGGCAAAGCGACUUGAAGAGCAGGGUGGCUGGUUCGGAUACCUCAAGAGCUUCAUGAUUUUCCUGCCCUACCUAUGGCCCAAGGACGACUGGAGAAUCAUGCUCGCUCUCUUCCUUCGACUCAUUCACUUGAUCCAGGGGCGUGCACUUAAUCUUCUCGAACCGCGACAGCUUGGUAUCAUCACCAAUAAGAUUACUCAAGGCGCACAUGAGAUGCCGUGGGGCGACAUCGGACUGUGGACAUUAUACCGCUGGAUCAACAGUUACAGCGGUCUCGGUAUCAUAGAUAACUUUGCCGAGACAUACAUUGGUAACCAAGCUUUCGAGAGAAUUACGAUACUGGCGUACAAACACCUCAUGAGUCUCUCAAUGGACUUUCACACCGCCAAGGACUCUGGCGAGGUGCUGAAGGCUGUUGAGCAGGCUUCCUCACUCAAUUCGCUGAUUGAGUUAGUCUUGUUCGAGGUCUUCCCCAUCCUUGUCGAUCUUAUCAUUGCGAUGUACUACGUCACGCACCUCUUCGAUGCCUACAUGGCUUUCCUCGUCCUCUUCAUGGGCCUCGGAUACAUCUGGCUAGGGCUUUAUUUCACAACCUGGUCUCAGGCCCGUCGGAGGGUGUAUGUUGCCAAGCAGCGUACAGAAAACACGACCGUCAACGAGACAGUCCACAACUGGCAGACCGUCGCAUACUUCAAUAGGGUAGACCACGAGACCGAGCGUUAUCGAACCAACAUCCGAAGCACGAUUUCGGCUCAUUACGCAUAUUAUUUCCGCUCUGUGGGUGGCCACGCAGCACAAGAUCUGCUCAUGACCUUCGGCUUUACGGCGUGCUGCAUUUUCGCGAUCCACCAGAUCAUUUACAGCGGAAAGCCAGUAGGAAACCUCAUCACCUUCAUCAUGUACUGGGGCACUAUGAUGAGCCCCCUCUACAUGAUGUCCUACAGUUACCGCCACAUCUCCAGCAGUCUCAUCGACGCAGAACGUCUCCUUCAGCUCCUCCACACAAAGCCCAGCGUCUCCGACCACGACAAUGCUCAAGAACUCGUGGUCAAGGCCGGAAAGGUCGAAUUCAAAGACGUAGACUUCGCUUACGACGCGCGCAAGCAGAUCAUCAAGAACGUAAACUUCACAGUCGAGGGGGGCAAGACGCUAGCUUUCGUCGGCGAGACGGGAGGCGGCAAAUCGACAAUGCUCAAGCUGCUCUUCCGCUUCUACGACGUCACAAACGGCUCCAUUAUGAUCGACGGGCAGGACUUGCGCUCCGUGACGCUCUCCAGCAUCCGCGACUCCAUCGGCCUCGUCCCCCAGGAUCCCGCCCUCUUCAACCAGACAAUUCGCCAGAACGUGCGAUACGCCAAGCUCAACGCCACAGACGCUGAGAUUGAAGACGCCUGUCGCGCCGCCGCCAUCCACGACGACAUCAUCUCUUUCCCCGACGGCUACGCCUCCAAGGUCGGCGAGCGCGGCGUGCGGCUUUCCGGCGGCCAGCUGCAGCGCAUCGCCAUCGCGCGGGUGCUGCUCAAGAAUCCGAAGAUUGUGAUGCUGGAUGAGGCGACGUCGGCUAUUGACUCGGCUAUCGAAGCGCAGAUCCAGGAGGCUUUCAAGAAGCUGAGCAGAGGCCGGACGACAUUUGUCAUUGCGCAUCGACUAAGCACCAUCGUCGAUGCGGAUUGCAUUUUGGUGGUGGAGAAGGGCGAGAUUAUCGAGAGAGGCACGCACGCGGAGUUGAUCGCAAAGAGUGGGAAGUACUGGGAGUUGUGGAGCAAGCAGACUGCCGGGAAUGCGUCGGCGGCGGCGAGCACGAAGGAGGUUUUGAUCGAUGUCACAUCGCCGGAGGAGGAAGGCGCGAAGGCGUCGGGAAGGAGCGAUGGAGAUGGUGCGGUUGAGAGGAGAAAAUGAGCUCGUGAAUAUGGCGCGGAGUUUCCAUCAUGAACAAGCGUUUGUUUCUCUUUUGAAUUGUCACAUUAGAUUGCAUUCGAGGCCGCUGGCGUUGCAUCACGUGGGCAUGAGGCGCGGUCA